This is a messenger RNA of Coregonus clupeaformis (lake whitefish), 1254 nucleotides long. RefSeq names its product ethylmalonyl-CoA decarboxylase-like. Gene Ontology annotation, cellular component: cytosol. The transcript has 5 exons. The coding region runs from base 147 to 827 and encodes 226 amino acids. Lineage: Eukaryota; Metazoa; Chordata; Actinopteri; Salmoniformes; Salmonidae. The record is from RefSeq and is a predicted model, not a curated record. Gene Ontology annotation, molecular function: enoyl-CoA hydratase activity. Gene Ontology annotation, biological process: fatty acid beta-oxidation.
GGCUUGGACCCAGGGGUGAGCUCCACCAGUCAGACAACAGUCAAUGGAGUCUGCUAAACUCAUUGGCACAAAUAUUACUAAUAUCUGCUGCGUUGGGUGGGAGGAUCUUCAGGCUGGCAUGGGUCCAGGUCUGACGGCACAGUUCUAUGAUGGUGGAGCUGGAGAAGAGGAUGUCCCAGCUAGAGGAGUGGACGGAGGGGAAAGGUCUCAUCAUCCAGGGGGCUGCUGGGACAUUCUGCUCUGGGGCAGACCUCAACGCUGUCAGGGCUAUAUCCAACCCUCAGGAUGGGAUGAAGAUGUUCAUGCAGAAUAUCCUGACCAGGCUACUGAGGCUGCCUCUGCUCUCCGUAGCUCUGGUGGAGGGGAGAGCGCUGGGAGGAGGGGCCGAGCUCACUACUGCCUGUGACUUUAGGUUGAUGGCGCCAGGCAGUGUGAUCCAGUUUGUCCAUAAACACAUGGGUCUGGUCCCUGGUUGGGGCGGUGCAGCUAGAUUGGUACGCAUCGUAGGCAGCCAGAACGCCCUGAAGAUGCUGGGUAAUGCCCUGAAUGUGGACCCAGAGAUGGGGCUGCAGAUUGGGCUUGCGGAUGGGGUCCUGGAGGAUCCCCUGGCUGGGUCUGGAGCCAGUGCCCUCCUGGAGGCAGAGCAGUGGUUGGGCUGCUACACCAAGGGUCCAGCCCCGGUCAUCAGAGCCAUAAAGAAAGUGGUGGUGUCAGGGAGAGAGCUCCCCCUGGAGGCAGCCCUGAGGACUGAGAGGGAAGUGUUCGGGACAGUGUGGGGAGGACCGGCUAACCUACAGGCUCUGGCCAGCAAGGCCAAACACAAGUGAAUUAAACUUAGUCUUGUGAUUACAUUGUAUUCUCGUCCUAAUGUUCUGGAGAAACCUAGAACGGCUGGAGUCGAAACUGUGAACCAACCCACGCUGAGAAGACUGAACUGGAACAUUAGGAUGCAAUGUAGAGGGUCAGAACUCAACCAGAACACACUUAACUAGUGUAUUCAUUCUGCCGAUUCUGUUGCUAAAGGUCUCUUAAAAACAGAAGCAAACGAAAUCUACCUGAAUUUGUCCAAUAACAACUAUAGUUUUAGUUGGAAACGUUUUGCAACCAUUUGGUGGAAUGAAUACACCCCUGGACUGUGCUCGGAGAGUGACAGUACCUUAUGGGGGAUUUAUAUUGCUGUGUUGAGUGACCACUAACAAUCAAUUCAUUAUUUUAGUGAAGGAAUUGUUAUUGACUGUUGGGACAAUUAUAUGG